AUGAAUGAGGCCCCAGAAUUUAUUAGAGUAAAAAGAAGAAGAAAUGAAGAUUCCGUUCAGGCAUUAGUCCUUGAUGAGGGGCAAAGAAGAAAAAAGGCAAGAUAUGUAUUCAAAUUAACUAGGACUGUUAAUCAAGAUUCAUACGUCGAGAAGGAAAGUACAACAACACCUUUGUUGAAACUAUCUGAAGAGGUAGAUAAUAAACAUUUUGUAUUAGAACGACAUAACCGAAAUGAAAAUUCUAAAAGCGCAGAUGACAUAAAUACUAAAGAUAUAGACUCGAAUGGAAAUGUUGAUAAAUCACUACCGGACGAAAUUGCACAAAUGGUAAAUAAUUAUUUGAAGAUACAGAGAGAUUCUGGAGAAAAAUUUACUAGACCGAAAAAACCAAGUAGAAAACAUUUCUCAUCAGAAGUGGCUGUACUACCUAGCUUAGACUAUGUCUACGAUAUUUAUCACUUAGAAACAAUCCCUGAAGAUGAAUUCGAGAAAUAUCCUACCAAUAAUAUUGGGUUUAUUAAAAUCGUAAAUAAAGAUUUAAAUUUAAUACCUGAUAGUGAUGGAGAUUCAGACUUCCAGUUAUCGGAUGAUGAGGAUUCUAAUGAUGAAAAUUAUUAUCAAAAUGACUAUCCAGAAGAUGAGGAUGAUGAUCGUUCCAUUUUAUUUGGAUCUGAUAAUGAUGAUGAAGAAUCAGUCGAAAAUUUACAAUGGACUAAAUUACCACAAGAACCACAUACUUCAGAUAAACUACGUAGUGAAAGUUUUGCUCCAUAUUCAGAAUUAUUUGGAAAACUUGAAAAAAGUGACAACAUUUUAAACUCUUUGAAAAAUGCUAAUAUCAUUGAUCUAGAUACAAGCACAUAUGAAGACAAUGAUGAAGGAAUAAAUAAUAUAGAUGAUUAUCAAGAUCCCUGGGAAGAUAAUGAUGAAGAUGAACAAUACGAAAGAAAUGAAUUUUUCCCAGCAGAUAGAGAUGAUCCUUUGGCGCAAUACAGGGAUAAAAUAUUCGGCAGAUUACAAAAAAUGAUCAAUGAGAAAACAGAAUAA
Messenger RNA from Arxiozyma heterogenica, 1047 nucleotides. RefSeq names its product Iwr1p (gene IWR1). Gene Ontology annotation, cellular component: cytoplasm. Gene Ontology annotation, biological process: protein import into nucleus. The transcript is spliced from 2 exons. Lineage: Eukaryota; Fungi; Ascomycota; Saccharomycetes; Saccharomycetales; Saccharomycetaceae. The record is from RefSeq and is a predicted model, not a curated record. Bases 1 to 1047 code for a protein of 348 amino acids.